AUGGAGGAGGAAGAGCCGGAGCUAGCUGCCGGGCUGGAGGCUGCCCUAGAGCUGGCCCCCGCCGUGCAGGCCGCCAUCGAGCAGGUCUUCCCCAGCCAAGAUCCACUGGACAGAGCAGAUUUCAAUGCUGUGGAGUAUAUCAAUACUCUUUUUCCCACUGAGCAAUCUUUGGCAAACAUUGAUGAAGUUGUGAACAAAAUCAGACUGAAAAUAAGGAGGCUGGAUGACAACAUUCGGACUGUGGUGAGAGGACAGACCAACGUGGGACAGGAUGGCAGGCAGGCCCUGGAAGAAGCCCAAAAAGCCAUUCAACAGCUCUUUGGUAAAAUUAAGGAUAUUAAAGACAAGGCUGAAAAAUCAGAGCAAAUGGUUAAAGAGAUCACUCGGGAUAUCAAGCAGCUGGAUCAUGCCAAGCGUCAUCUGACCACCUCCAUCACCACCCUCAAUCACCUGCACAUGCUGGCAGGGGGUGUGGAUUCCCUGGAGGCUAUGACCAGGAGGAGACAAUAUGGGGAAGUUGCCAACCUUCUCCAAGGUGUGGUGAAUGUGUUAGAGCACUUCAACAAAUACAUGGGGAUUCCUCAGAUCCGGCAGCUUUCUGAAAGGGUGAAAGCAGCACAGAAUGAGUUGGGACAACAGAUCCUGGCUGACUUUGAGGAAGCCUUUCCUUCUCAAGGUACAAAGAGGCCUGGUGGCCCCAGCAAUGUCCUUCGUGAUGCAUGUCUGGUUGCCAAUGUCCUGGAUCCCAGGAUCAAACAGGAAAUCAUCAAGAAAUUUAUUAAGCAGCACCUCUCGGAGUACCUGGUCCUUUUCCAGGAGAACCAAGAUGUGGCCUGGCUGGAUAAGAUCGACAGGCGCUACGCCUGGAUCAAGCGGCAGCUGGUGGACUACGAGGAGAAGUACGGCCGCAUGUUCCCCCCGGAGUGGUGCAUGACGGAGCGCAUCGCCGUGGAGUUCUGCCACGUCACCAGGACAGAGCUCGCUAAGAUCAUGCGCACAAGAGCAAAGGAGAUUGAGGUGAAGUUGCUUUUGUUUGCAAUCCAGAGGACAACCAACUUUGAAGGACUUCUGGCUAAACGCUUCUCAGGUUGCACUCUAUCUGAUGGGACAGUGAAAAAGCCAGAAGUGCCAAUUCCCUCCACCAACCCAUUUCUGGAGGAUGAAACUGGGACAGAAACAGAUGAGAUUGUGAUUGAGAAAAGCGAUACAGAGAAACCAAAGAAGCCAAAGGUCCCUGACAAUCCUUUCCAUGGCAUUGUUUCCAAGUGCUUUGAGCCUCAUCUUUAUGUGUACAUCGAGUCCCAGGACAAGAAUCUCAGUGAACUGAUUGACAGGUUUGUGGCUGAUUUCAAGGCUCAAGGUCCCCCCAAGCCCAAUGUGGACGAGGGAGGAGCCGUCCUGCCCAGCUGUGCUGACCUCUUUGUGUACUACAAGAAGUGCAUGGUGCAGUGCUCCCAGCUCAGCACGGGCGAGCCCAUGAUAGCCCUGACCACCAUAUUCCAGAAGUACCUUCGGGAAUACGCCUGGAAAAUUCUCUCUGGAAACCUGCCCAAGACAACCAGCAGCAGUGGUGGGCUCACCAUCACUAGUUUGCUGAAAGAAAAGGAAGGCUCUGAAGUUGCAAAGUUUACUUCAGAAGAGCUCUGCCUUAUUUGCAGCAUCCUGAGUACUGCAGAGUACUGCUUGGCCACCACCCAGCAGCUGGAAGAGAAACUCAAAGAAAAAGUGGAUGCAAGUCUAGUGGAGAGAAUCAACCUGACAGGAGAGAUGGACACUUUCAGCAUUGUGAUCUCCAACAGCAUACAGCUGCUAGUGCAGGACCUGGAUGCAGCCUGUGACCCUGCCCUGACUGCUAUGAGCAAGAUGCAGUGGCAGAAUGUGGAGCACGUUGGUGACCAGAGUCCUUAUGUCACCUCAGUGAUUCUGCACAUUAAACAGAACGUCCCCAUCAUCCGUGACAACCUGGCCUCCACCAGAAAGUAUUUCACUCAGUUCUGCAUAAAAUUUGCAAACUCCUUCAUUCCCAAGUUCAUUAACCAUCUCUUCAAGUGCAAACCUAUCAGCAUGGUGGGUGCAGAACAGUUGCUGCUGGACACUCACUCUCUGAAGAUGGUUCUCCUGGACCUGCCCUCCAUUGGGUCCCAAGUGGUGAGGAAGGCUCCUGCCAGCUACACAAAGAUAGUGGUGAAAGGCAUGACUCGGGCUGAAAUGAUCCUGAAGGUGGUUAUGGCUCCACAUGAGCCACCAGUUGUGUUUGUUGACAAUUACAUCAAGCUCCUUGCUGACUGCAGCACUGACACUUUCCAGAAGAUACUGGAUAUGAAGGGCCUGAAGAGGAGCGAGCAGAGCAGCAUGCUGGACCUCUUCCGCCAGCGCCUGCCGGCUCCCCCCUCCGGCGUGGAGAACAGCAGCUCCCUCUCGCUGAGCGCUCCCACCCCCGAGCAGGAGUCCUCUCGGAUACGCAAACUGGAGAAGCUCAUCAAGAAAAGGCUCUGA
Molecule: messenger RNA, 2496 nt
Organism: Indicator indicator
Lineage: Eukaryota; Metazoa; Chordata; Aves; Piciformes; Indicatoridae
Gene: VPS53
Product: VPS53 subunit of GARP complex
Exons: 22
Coding region: 1-2496 (831 amino acids)
Biological process (GO): retrograde transport, endosome to Golgi
Cellular component (GO): GARP complex
Source: RefSeq, a predicted model, not a curated record